Messenger RNA from Strongylus vulgaris, 969 nucleotides. The record is from the annotation of a GenBank genome assembly. Lineage: Eukaryota; Metazoa; Nematoda; Chromadorea; Rhabditida; Strongylidae.
AUGGAAUCUUUAGUUGAACAGCGCAAUCGACUGUUUAGUGCUAGGAUUGAGAAUGUUGCGACGUUGCGUAAGGAAAGUCCUAGUUACUCGACCUCAUCGGAAUCCGAGAAUUUACCACCCCGUCUGAUUGCUGUAAUUGGAGGGAGUAAGAAAGGGAAAGGGGAAACUGUAUGCAAAUUUCGUGCAAAUGCGGACAUUUUGUUCGAUGAGGAUUUUCGUCUGCUUCAAAAACGCCAACUUCUUCUCAAAGUGAAGGUGUGGAGCCAAGUUCUUCCCUCAGUCCUGAAAGCAGGCCAGCAAAUGCUAUGGAACUCUCUCACCUUAUUAGUCCCACGCUCAGUUGGUCUUGAACGAAUCCUAUUUAUUCAUAUGGAAUAUUGCGGAGGAGAGACAUUGAGGAAAUACAUAGAUGACUGUCAUACCAAUCUUUUCGCUGAAAUUCUCAAUGCACUAGGCUACAUUCAUCGUCAGGGCAUGAUUCAUCGCGAUGUUAAGCCGCUUGUGCGUCCACUUCCGAAAGUGGAACAAGGUAGGCAGAUGUUAUACGAUAGAACUGGAGUGGUAUUUUUCGAAAUGUGUUAUCAUCAAAUCGCCACAGGAAUGGAACGUCACGCCAUCAUCAACAAAGUGGAAAAUUACUGUACAUUUCCUGCUGAUUUUGAAGAUGGAUUCAGUAUGGCUCAGGCGAGGCACAUACGAAUCCUUAUCUGCAAUAUGUUGAGGUUCAAAGCUGAGCUCAGACCGAGCGUUGAAGAAAUAAUGCGUGACAGCCUUGUCUCUCUCGUUGACUAUGAAGACAAGCAAUUCAAGAGGCAAGAGCUUUUGUUUGGAAAACAUUUUCAACGUAACGAUGAAAAAUCGAUAGGAGAGCAGCUACCAGCUCGCGCUUAUUGUUACGAUCAAGACAUCUGCAAGGAGAAGUUCGCUGGCGGAAAGGAUGGGUACUUUGAUCGCUUAAGAGAUGACCUG